GUAUAAUAUAAUUUUGUUUUAUUGGCAAUUUUGGUAUAUUUUUAAUAAAGCUUGCGAACUUGGGGAAGUCUGUGUUCUGAGUUAAUACAUACUGUGGUGGAAAAGUAGGCUACUUUGUACUCUUUAGGUGAGGCAGGCAAUCAUGCUGUGAAAUCUAUUUGUUGAAUAUUAUGAAUACAUUUUAAUUAAUAUUUGUAGAAUAUUAUUGAUCAAAGUUGACCAAUUAACCAAAGCAGUUUACCAAUUGCUUGAAAGUAGGCUAUAUGGCCUACGGAUGCACAGUUAGAAAAUGUAACCGGUUUAGGCCAUUGGACCGAAACAAUGUAAUCUCUCGGAAUGUGAGAUUUUGCGCUUGUCAUAUUUACCAAACAUCCUGAAUGGUAUUUCGUUUUCCUUGUGCUAUUGUGUUAAAUCCAUUAAUGUUACCCAAUCAAGGAUAAUCUUUUUCUCUCUUUAAAUUCAAGACUCCUCUAUCACAAUUAGGGGAUUAAUGUUCAAAGUGUAAUAGGCUACAUUCCCAAAUUCUUUGUGUUGGUACCUGGUGGAUUGUUGAUUCACCAUAUCUGAAAUUCUGUUCUUUAUACAAAUGAGAGAGAAAGGUGACAUAUCUCUGGCCCGUAAUUUGGCAGCACGAUUCCAACACCCCUGUUUUUGCAGUGGUAUAGUCCUGUUAGUCCGGGAUUGACUGCGUUUACUUGCUUAUUCCUGUACGCACAGGACCUGAGAAUGAGGUGGAUCGGAAAUUGAGAAUGAGAUGGACUGAAUCACUAUAAAUGCCCGUUUUAUAAUUCGGAAAUGGCCUUGAUGUUGAGUUGGUGGACACUUUUGCUAUCUUUGCUUGCAUUGAGCUGCGAUGGAGUUCAGGUGACAGUUCGAGAGGAGAAGAAGUUUGCCAUGCUGUUCCAAUCAGUGGUGCUCCCGUGCCAGUACUCCACGCCCUCCUCACAGAAGGCUGUGGUGCAAUGGUACUACAAGUCCUACUGCACAGAUCGCACGCGCGACUCCUUCUCCUUUCCAGAGUCCCUGGGCGUCCACUCCUCCGAGCUGGGCACCAACUCCCACCUGGACUGCGCCGACAGCAGCCGCACCGUCCACAUCGUGGCCUCGGGGCAGGGUGCCUCCCAGACGCUGUCACCACAGUACAAGGGGAGAGACAUCUCCAUCAUCAACCAGGCCGACUUGCGCAUUGGAGAGCUGCAGUGGGGAGACAGCGGCGUGUACUACUGCAAGGUCGUCAUCGCCGACGAUGUGGUGGGCCAGAAUGAGGCGUACGUGGAGCUGCUUGUAAUGGGUAGGACAGGUGAGCUGGACGAUAUCCUGCCUGAGUUUGAUAUGGAGAUAAUGCCAGAGUGGCUGUUUGUGGCAGCUGUAGUGUUGGGCAGUGUGCUGUUCCUGUUGCUGGUGGGGGUCUGCUGGUGCCAGUGCUGCCCUCACUCCUGCUGCUGUUACGUGCGAUGCUGCUGCUGCCCAGAGACCUGCUGCUGCCCGCGCCAUCUGUAUGAAGCAGGGAAGAUGAUCAAGAGCACCCAGCCCACCCCCAUCCCCAUGUAUCCCACCUACUACCUACCCGGUGUCCCCAGCAUCAUUCCCCAGCCUUCCCUCUCUGUGAUCGAGCCCAAGAUGGCCUCCGUCCCCCCGUCUGUGGAACACAAUGGCCCUGGAGUGCGCAGUGGCUAUCGCUUCCAGCAAAGUCAGAGUCAGGACUCUAUGAAGGUUGUGUACUACAUAGAGAAGGAGCUUGCACAGUUCCAGCCCAGCCAGAUGCCAAACCAUAAAUUGGCGGGAAGUGUAUCAGAAUUGAGCUCUCUGCACGAGGGUGAUACCGAUUUCCGGCAGACCUAUCGGCAGGUGCAGAGGAAAGCUCUCCCACCAAUCAGUGACUUUGAUGAUGAGCCACGCAUCCACACAAGCUCCACCUCCCAUGGACCCCGGUCCACACGCUACCCCAGCAACCACACAGAGGAGCAUCAUGAUGGACGGUGGAACCCCCGAUCGGAGCACUUGCAGAGGAAGGCGUUUGGCUCCAGGGGGCGCACUGGCUCACUGGAUGAGCUGGAGGAGUUUGCCCAAUGCUACGAUCGGCGGGGCCGCAGAGGCGACGAGAGAGACCAUGAGCGUGACUAUGACCUGGAACAGAGGCCUCGUGAUAACUAUCCGACCUAUCGAGACACCUCGGCCAGGCGUUACCAGGACAACGAUGAGGACGACGGCUGGCGCAGCCGUCACAGCCCGCCGCCUUCGCCUCGGAAACGGUCGCACACUGGCGACAGCGAGCGUCGCGGGCACCGCGGCAACUCCUACGACGACACUUUCCUCAACUCGCUGCUGGAGCGGAAAGCCCGAGGUGGGAGGGGGGCGCGGGGGGAGGAGGACAGCGACACGCCCUCUAAGGGCAGCUCCAAGAAGAGCAGCGACUGCUACUACAGCAGGUCGCCCAGCAACCGGCCAGAGGAGGACGACCCGUUGCCUCCUUACACGGAACUGGCACUGGAGCGGCAGAGGGCAGCCAACCCACCCGACCGCUACCGGACUGUGGAGCCGAGCGCGCGGCCUUUCUGUUACACGCGGCCCGUCAAUGGCCAGAGUGCGUCCCACACCUUACAGGACCGCCGGGACGAGCACGACAAGGCCAAGAAAGUGAGCACUCAUCUAAGCAGAGACUCUCUCAUAGUAUGACUCCACCAGAGAAGCUUGCGAGCGCAAAGCGCCUGGCUGUCACAAACAGCAGACUAACUAAGCAGCACAUACGGCAAUCUGACCAAGACCCAGCAGCUAACGGACUGACCAAGAAGAAAAUAACUGGAAAACUCAAUCACCCAGAAGACACAAGAAUUGUGUGUGUGUGUGUGUGUGUGUGUGUGUGUGUGUGUGUGUGUGUGUGUGUGUGUGUGUGUGUGUGUGUGUGUGUGUGUGUGUGUCAGUAUACAUGAAUAUGCAUAUUAUUGCAUGUAUUUCUCUGUUUGUAUAUGUUACCAUUACUAAGUGCUGAGUUUGUGUGUGUGUGUGUGUGUGUGUUUGUGUCAGUAUACAUGAAUGUGCAUAUGCACGUGUAUUUCUAUAUGUUACCAUUACUAAGUGCUCUGUGUGUGUGUGUGUGUGAUGUGCAACCAUCCCAGCCCACUUACGGUCUCCUUGUCUUUUUGGAGUCAUGCCUUGAUACGUCUCUGAAGAAAAGAACAAUCUAAUGAUUGUAAUGUUUUUUUUUUUUUUCAUUCUCUACAAUAAGGACCACUCUGCGUCCAACAACAGUUACAAACUGUAUGGGAGCAGUCAAUGGGAUAGGUUACAACAAUACAUCAUUGUGUGAAGCUGUUGUGGAACUAGUCCGUACUGAUGGUUCUCUUGCAGCUCAGGGUCACCUACCAGUGUUUAUAUUUCUUUUUAUAAUGUACUGUAAGUGCCUAUUAUUGCCUUUUUAAAUAAGUGUUCUAAAUUUGCACUAUAGUGUAGUGUUAGGCUACUGAUACGGAGUUAAUCAGUUGGCCCACAAUGCGGUGGCCAUUCAAAAAGGUGCCAUUCUUUUGUAUGGAUUUGCAUUUCAUAAUGUUUGUCAUUAUGAUGUUUUUGAUAUAAACAUGCUCUCUAUUUUA
Molecule: messenger RNA, 3590 nt
Organism: Clupea harengus (Atlantic herring)
Lineage: Eukaryota; Metazoa; Chordata; Actinopteri; Clupeiformes; Clupeidae
Gene: ildr2b
Product: immunoglobulin like domain containing receptor 2b
Biological process (GO): pancreas development
Cellular component (GO): membrane
Source: RefSeq, a predicted model, not a curated record